Messenger RNA from Chrysochloris asiatica (Cape golden mole), 4377 nucleotides. RefSeq names its product FYVE, RhoGEF and PH domain containing 5 (gene FGD5). Gene Ontology annotation, cellular component: cytoplasm. The transcript has 20 exons. The record is from RefSeq and is a predicted model, not a curated record. Bases 1 to 4377 code for a protein of 1458 amino acids. Gene Ontology annotation, molecular function: metal ion binding; guanyl-nucleotide exchange factor activity. Lineage: Eukaryota; Metazoa; Chordata; Mammalia; Afrosoricida; Chrysochloridae.
AUGUUCAGGGGACCGAAGCCCCCCAUCGCCCCUAAGCCCAGGCUGGAUGCCCCCCACGAGUGGCGAGCCAGCGUCUACAUAAACAACAGCUUAAACAAAUGUAGCAAUGGGAAGCUGCUCUGUGUGGACAGCGGGCUUGACACGGAGCAGCGGUCCAACCUGGAGUGCUCUGAGUCAGAGGCGGACGAGGACUACAUUGUGAUCCCCAAGGCGUCCCUGAGAGAGGACAAGCCCCCAGAUGAGGGCUGUGCCGAGAAUGAGGUCUUGAUGUCCCCAGGGGCUCCUGGGGACGAGGAAGUUGAGGAGGAGCGAGGGGCCGAGUGCACUGUGGAGGGGACAGGAACCGGAGAGGACAGGACACUGAGUACAGACAGUGAUGGAGGCGUGGACCAGGCUACUGAGAACAUGGCCAGGGAGGAGGACUGUGAAGAGGCUGAGGAGAGGGCGCUCAGACAGGAGGAAGAGAAGCCAGUAGAAGAACACAAUGAGUACAGCCAGGAAGACCAGGGACCUUGGGACAGAGAGGAGGUCUUCCAGAGUGAUAUCGUCCUGACCCAAGUUGAACUAGAGGAUCCAGCAGCCCCAGGUGAGGGAUCUACACCCCCUGAUAUGCCCUUGGAGGUGGAAGAAGACAGUGAGAAAGAUAGCGUCACUGUGGAACCAGGAGGCCCGGAUGAGCAAGUGGACUGCCACAGCCCCAUUGAGGCGGAGAGUGCGGCGGCCAGCAGUGAGCCCACAGAGCAGGAGGACUUGGCCUCAGAGGUCCUGGAGUCAGAUGAGACUGUAGAAAACCUGGAAGUCGCUGGGGAGCUGGGUGAAGAUUCCACAGUGGAAGGUGGCCUGGCUGAUGAUAUCCCUCCUGACCCAGAUGAAAGCAUGGGCCAGGAGGUGGAUGAAGAACCUCAGGGAGGCGGGGGCCCCACAGAGGAUGAACCUGCCGAGGAGAGCUACCAGAUCAUUCCAUUUGAGAACGACAGCAUUGACAGUUUCAUGACAUCCCUUACAGGGAGUCCCUAUGAGUUCUUCCCAACUGAGAGCACCUCUUUUUGUAGCGAAAGCUAUUCACCUUUUCCCAAAUCAGCAGAAGGCUUAGAAUCAGAGCAGGAGUCAAAGGUAGAGUGGUGUGCACCUGGGGACCCAGAGGCCAGGACUGAGUGUGGCCAGCGUGACCCUGUGGAGAGCCCUGCCUGUGAGGGUCCCUCUGUCCCUGAGGUGGAAGACCUUCCAGAGGACAACCUGGACAAGGAUACUGUGGACGACUCCCUCACCAACCCCUAUGUGAUUGGUGUCGGCCUUGCGUGCUGGGCUGGCCAGUGUGAGAUGCAGACAGGGGCCAACGCUCUGAGUGGUUAUGGCACGAGGGAAGACGCGAGCUCUGAUGUGGAAGGCAACCUGCUCUCCAUCGACAGGAAAAACCUCGUCACAAGAGUCCGGCCCCACUCUGGCAAGGUGGCGGGCUACGUGCCAGAAACUGUCCCAGAAGAAAGUGGACCAGAAGCUGGUUCAGCGGCCGUUGGCAGCAGAGGUACCAUUGUAGAAACAAAAAAGACAGGUUCAUCCUUGGAGGGGAAGCUUCCAGAAGCUACCAGCAGGGCCCUGCCAGCCAAGCCCAGAGCCUUUACUCUGUACCCACGAUCGUUCUCUGUGGAAGGCCGAGAGAUUCCAUUUUCACUGUUCCAUGAGGCAGACGGAUAUGGGUUAGAUGACCCUCGGAUAAAAAGAGAGGACAACCUUUCUCUGCCCUGUAUGAUCGGCUCUUCAGGAAGCUUCUCUCAGAGAAACCACUUGCCUUCCAGUGGCACGUCCACACCGUCAUCUGUGGUGGACAUCCCACCCCCCUUUGAUCUGGCCUGCAUCACCAAGAAGCCCAUCACAAAGAGUUCGCCCUCACUCCUGACAGAGAGCCACUCCCCAGACCCACCCACCAAAAAGAAGAAGUCCUCCUUUAAGCAGUUCUUGGCGCUGACAUUCAAGAAGAAGGUGGAGAGCAAGGUGCACGUGGAGGUGAAUGUGUCCUCCUCCCGGUCCUCCUCAGAGUCCAGCUACCAUGGGCCUGCCCGGCUCCUGGACAUGGAGCGGAGAAGCCUCAGUAACUCACCUCAGCUCAAGUCUCGGACGGGGAAGCUCCGCGCUUCUGAGUCCCCCUCCUCCCUCAUCUUCUACAGGGAUGCCAAGAGGAGAGGUGUCCCCUUCAGCAGGACAGUGUCCAGAGUGGAGUCCUUCGAAGACCGUUCCCGGCCUCCCUUCCUGCCCUUGCCACUGACCAAGCCACGGUCCAUCUCCUUUCCCAAUGCGGACACUUCAGAUUAUGAGAACAUUCCAGCUAUGAACUCGGAUUAUGAAAAUAUCCAGAUUCCUCCGCGAAGGCCUGCAAGGGCUGGGACUUUCACGAAGCUCUUUGAAGAUCAGAGCAGAGCCCUGUCCACAGCGAAUGAGAAUGAUGGUUAUGUGGAUAUGAGCAGUUUCAAUGCCUUUGAGAGCAAGCAGCAGAGUGCAGACCAGGACACAGAAAGUGCCUACACAGAACCCUACAAGGUCUGUCCCAUCUCGGCUGCAGCCCCCAAAGAGGACCUCACAUCGGACGAAGAGCAGGCAAGCUCGGAGGAAGAGGAGAGUGCUCCUAGAGGCCCCAGCCUCACCCACAAGGUGGAAGGACAGUCUAGAGCCCACGUCAUCGCACAGGAAUUGCUGUCUUCAGAGAAAAUAUACGUGGAGAUGCUCCAGCACUUACAUCUGGAUUUCCACGGAGCUAUCAUGAGGACCUUGGAUGAGAUGGACCAAGAAGGCAAGGAUACUGUCUCCAGAGAGGCACUGAGGCUUGGCUUGAGCUACCUCCCAGCCAUCCAUGAGCUUCACCGAGGGAUCCUGGAACAGCUGGAGGAGAGGCUGGAACACUGGGAGGGCCAGCAGAAGGUGGCUGACAUCUUCCUGGCGCAGGAGCAAGGUUUUGACCACCAUGCGGCUCACGUCCUGCAGUUCGACAGGUACCUGGGUCUGCUCAAUGAGAACUGCCGCCACUCUCCACGGCUGGCAGCUGCUGUCCGCGAGUUCGAGGGUCUGCAAGAAGAGGAGGACCGGAACGUGAAACAUUGGCUGCUGCGAGUGGUCCAGCGCCUCUUCCAGUACCAAGUGCUCCUCACAGACUAUCUCAAUAACCUUUGCCCGGACUCGACAGAAUAUCAGAACACUCAGGGAGCACUGACCCUUAUCUCCAAAGUCACAGACUGUGUCCACGACAGCAUGGAGCAAGGGGAAAAUCUGCAGAAGCUGGUCCACAUCGAGUACAGUGUCCAGGGCCAAGGGGAUCUCCUCCAGCCAGGAAGGGAGUUUCUGAAGGAAGGAACGCUGAUGAAAGUAACAGGGAAAAACAGACGCCCACGGCACCUGUUUUUGAUGAGCGAUGUGCUCCUCUACACUUACCCCCAGAAGGACGGCAAGUAUCGGCUGAAGAGCUCAUUGGUGGUAGCCAGCAUGAAGGUCAGCCGUCCUGUAAUGGAGAAAGUGCCCUAUGCGCUAAGGAUCGAGACUGCCGAGUCCUGUCUCACCCUGUCUGCAAGCUCCUGUGCAGAGAGGGACGAGUGGUACAGCUGUCUAAGCAGGGCCCUACCCGAGGACUACAAGGCACAAGCCCUGGCUGUGUUCCACCACAGUGUGGAGAUGCGAGAGCGGCUGGGUGUGAGCCUGGGCGAGAGGCCCCCCACGUUGGUGCCUGUCACCCACGUCAUGAUGUGCAUGAACUGCGGCUGCGACUUCUCCCUCACACUGAGGCGCCAUCACUGCCACGCCUGUGGAAAGAUCGUGUGCCGCAAGUGUUCACGCAACAAGUACCCCCUGAAGUACCUCAAGGACCGGAUGGCCAAGGUCUGCGAUGGCUGCUACGGGAAGUUGAAGAAGAGAGGUGGAGACUUCGUGGGCCUGAUGCGAGAGCGGCCUGUGAGCAUGAGUUUCCCUCUGUCCUCCCCCCGCUUCUCGGGCAGUGCCUUCUCAUCCGUCUUCCACAGCAUCAACCCCUCAACCUUCAGGAAACAGAAGAAAAUCCCUUCCGCCCUGGCUGAGGUGGCUGCCUCUGGAGAGGGUUCGGCCAUCAGCGGCUAUCUCAGCCGGAAUAAGAAGGGCAAGAGGCACUGGAAGAAGCUGUGGUUUGUCAUCAAAGGCAAAGUUCUCUACACCUACAUGGCCAGCGAGGACAAAGUUGCCAUGGAGAGUAUGCCUCUGCUGGGCUUCACCAUUGUACCAGAGAAGGAAGAGGGCAGCAGUGAAGUAGGGCCCAUUUUUCACCUUUACCACAAGAAAACUCUAUUUUAUAGCUUCAAGGCCGAGGAUACCAGUGCAGCUCAGAGAUGGAUUGAAGCCAUGGACGAAGCUAGUGUGUUAUAG